Leptonychotes weddellii (Weddell seal) is the source of this 2612-nucleotide messenger RNA. It is a transcript of the gene SMIM10, whose product is annotated as small integral membrane protein 10. NCBI's taxonomy places the organism in Eukaryota, Metazoa, Chordata, Mammalia, Carnivora, Phocidae. The record is from RefSeq and is a predicted model, not a curated record.
AUGGCGGCGGCGGCGGCGGCGACGGCGGCGGCCCUGUCGGCCCUGGGGGUGCGGCUGUCGCGCUCGGCGGCGGCCCGCGGCUCGUACGGCGCCUUCUGCAAGGGGCUCACGCGCACGCUGAUCACCUUCUUCGACCUGGCCUGGCGGCUGCGCAUGAACUUCCCCUACUUCUACGUGGUGGCCUCGGUGAUCCUCAACGUCCGCCUGCAGGUACAUAUUUAGAGCAAGUAACUUUGUGGCGUUCGGGGGUCCCCGAAGGAUGGCUGGCUUCCACCCCGCGGCUCCCCCGCUCUAGAGCACAGCGGCCAGUAGGCUCGCGCGCGCAGACUCGCCCGGCUGCCUUUCCACGGCCUUCUCUUUCCAUGUACAUGGGCGGCUAGAAAACCUCAUUUGCGGAAAGCCUCCUGUAUAACCAAAAAAGCCGAAGAUAGAGUGAAAGGGUGAUUCUCUAGGAAAUAGUUCAAGGAACAGGAAAGAACUUUAAACUCCGAAGAUCCUCAGAAAUACCUGAGACGUUCUUGCAGCCGUGAAACACACAACAGCCCGAACGGGAGGAAGCGACGGUGGUCUCAGGAUGCCCGAAGGGGGAAAACCAGAGGAGAGGUUACUAACGACCCAGACGUAAACUAACUGCACAACGACGGUCCAGUUGGGCAAGGAAAUCUUCCAAGUUAGAGUAAGAUGCGAACAGACUUCCAACAGAAUAUGGACUGAAUUCCAAGCCAUUAGCUGGAUUGCGUUGGAAGCUGGGGGAAAUUAACGACAGGAUCUGGAAGGCAUACACGGCCUCAUCCCCAAAGCCAAGUCAGUGGCGAACAGAAACACUACGGCGCAAAACAAACAUUUCAAACUGGACAAGGAAAGCAGGCUUCGAACAGGAAGCUGCCUCAGACCGGGCCGGGUUUGAACAGCUGCCAGGAGUGGGAGAAAGGGAACCAGCUCGAACACCGAUCGGCACGUGCAGCGCUCGGAGAGGAGACCGACCAGUCAUCCCGUGCAGCUCGGCUCUUCAGCGAACCUUAUUUCAAUAAUCAUUCCGAUGGAAAAAGAAGUUACGGUUUUCCGUUCUUAGACCAAAUCUGUCAGCUAAGCAGGGAAGACUUCAUUCGUGACGGGGCUAGAACCGGAUGGGAAGGUUAGCCGCUUGGACAGUGCGCAGUCCGGGCAACAAGUGGACAGGCAGAGAGGAGGAAAUGGAGCGGUGGCGUUAUUCUCGGGAAGCAGAAAGUCCAGAUUCUGGCUCUAGUUGAAAGAAUAAGGCAAGUUUAGGGAUCGUAUUAUUAAAGCGAACAAGGUAGCCACCGGGGGAUUUAAAAAUAGUGAUUCAGCCAUAGUGAGGGGGGAGGGGGGUGCUGGGACAGCGGGAAGUCAAAAUUCCUUAUGUUAUCAAGUCAAAAAAGUAGUAAUAAAAGCAUAUUCUUACGGAAGAAAGGAGCUAACCACUAGACAGACAGGUGUAAACGUUUUUGCCUCUGGCUUAGUUCCCUAAGUUGAGCAGGAUGGGCAGGGAUUUACUACUUUUCAUUAUAUGCCUUUUUUUUCACUAUUGGAUUUUUUUUAAAACUAUGUAUGUAUUGCUUUCAUUAAAAAGUAAAACUUAGUAAAAACUGAAUUGACUGCAAUUAGAAGGACAUUUGGGGGAGGGGGAGCUGGGGAUGGGCACAGAAGGCCAGGGAGAUUGCACCUUCCUUUCUGCGUACCCUAAAAUGUUCCUGAAUGAUCCCACCAUAUAGGAUUUCCUUGCUUUCCAUGCAAACUUUAGACCCCAAGGAAAAGCUUUAAAAAUAAAAAUGGCCAGUCAUCUUCAGGUAGCCCAGAGCUUCCUCACUCUCUGAAACUGCAUGAGCAAAUUCCUGCGGCGAUGUAGUUAAGAUUAAAAAAAAAAAAAAAAAGAUUUAUUUUAUAAAAUACUUGCAAUUUUUCAAAACUGUUUUCCAGGUUUAUCGAGGCAUAAGCGACAUGUAACCUCGUGUAAAUGUAAGCUGCCCAGUGUGUUGGGUUUGAUACACUUCUACACUACAAUGUGAUUGCCCCCAGCCUAAGCUGACCUCUUGGUCACGUCACAUAAUUACUGUUUUUUUGUGGUGAAAACAUUCAAGAUUCCUCUCUUAGCAACUUUCAAGUGUAUGAUAGAAUAUUAACUAUGAUCACAGUGCUGUGUCUUAAAUCCCUAAAGUUUAUUUGUCUUCUAACUGGGAGUUUGUACUCUUGGACCAACAUCUCCUCACUGCCCCCAGCCCCGUGGUAACGACCAUCCUACUGUUUCUGUGGGUUUGGCUUUUUUCCAUUCCACGUAUAAGUGAGAUCAGACAGAACAUUGAUGGACACUUCGACGAGUGCCUCAAGAUGUUUAGACGAGGUGCUUACAUUUUACUAUCGGUCGUAAUAGCAAGCCGGUGGAAUAAAUUAAAUGUCCCACAUUAGUGUAGGGGCGCAGGGCACGCCGCCCCAAGAUGGCUGCUUUGGUAUGACUGCUACUUUGAGCCAAAAGCAGUCAGAACCCAGCAGAUGCCAGGAAAGCUCUUUACCUCCCCCUCAACUGCCUGUCUGUACCAGGAAGAAAGCUUGAAACAGAUCCCCCCCCCUUUUUUUUUUAAAGAUUUUAUUAAUUU